Pocillopora verrucosa is the source of this 1498-nucleotide messenger RNA. Its product is annotated as transmembrane prolyl 4-hydroxylase. Gene Ontology annotation, biological process: peptidyl-proline hydroxylation to 4-hydroxy-L-proline. Gene Ontology annotation, cellular component: endoplasmic reticulum. Gene Ontology annotation, molecular function: procollagen-proline 4-dioxygenase activity; L-ascorbic acid binding; iron ion binding. The record is from RefSeq and is a predicted model, not a curated record. Lineage: Eukaryota; Metazoa; Cnidaria; Anthozoa; Scleractinia; Pocilloporidae.
UUUCUACGUUCACGACGUAAUAGAAAAUUUGGUUUAUCUAGUCAAAAGGAAGCAGCUUUUUACAUAUAUACAUAUAUAUACAACAUGAGAGCAAAUUUUCCUGGUUUGAUUUUGAUAGUGGUUGCAGUUUUUCAACGAGGAUUUGCGAGCGAACACAGCGCCACUCAGGCCGAGGAAACCUCGUGUUCUAAGGGUCAUUGUUUUGUAGAAAAUGAAGGACCAUGCAAAGACGAUGGACAGCACAAAUUAUACCGCUGGGAUCCUGUGAAGGUUGGAUACGAACGAAAGGUCAGGCUCGAAGGAGAGAAGAUCUAUACCAUGAUCACCAGGGCUGUACAACCGGCGUUAUUUGAAAUUCCGGAUUUCUUGUCACCGGAAGAAGCCGAUCACAUAAUUGAUGUAGCUGAAUACGUUGGAUUUGCUAAAAGUGAUAUUCACUUGGACCCAGUGGCGAAACAGCACGGGAAAACAGUCAGAUCAACUGAAGGCCACUCAAAUAGCUCUGCUGGAUAUUUUCUUAACUGGGACUUCGAUCGAGAUUACGAAAUUACAAAAGAUGAGGUGAUAAUAUUUGCUAAAAAGUUUAAACAUCUUUAUCUUUCACCGAAAGAGGUCGAUGAAAUGAUAGAAUAUCUGGAGUUGAAAGAAUUCGAAGACGGCAAAGUAGAAUACCCCGAGUGGAGGACAUUUAAAACACACGCCAUUGACAUGUACAUGAAUGAUAUGAAAGAGAAACAUCCUCAUCACAGAGAUCGCUUCAGUGAUCAAGUGUGGCUCUUUCAGACAGCUGAAGCAGAUGAUGUUUUAAGAAGACUAAGAGAACGCGUUUACAAGCUUACUCGUCUUCAGAAGGGAAUAGUUUAUGGAGGUGAGCCUCUACAGGUCGUCAAAUAUGGUCCCCAUGGCCAUUAUCAUGCUCAUUAUGACAGCUCCAGAAAAAGUGAUUACCCGGAUGGAACCAAAUGUUGUCACUACGACCUCAAAAAUGCACGUUUGGCUAAAUGUAGAAUCUGCAGGUACAUCACUAUUCUUUACUAUCUAAAUGACGUGGAAGAAGGAGGUGAAACAGCUUUUCCUGUAGCAGAUAUGAAAAAUUUUAAUGAAACAGAAUUUAGGGACCGCAAAGACGGCGAUCGCUUCAAUUUAAAUGAAUAUUGUCAAACAGCUAACAUCGUUGUACCUGCCAAGAAAGGAAAAGCUAUCAUGUGGUAUAACUAUGAACUGGAUGGAAAAACCGGCUGGAUGAACCACAGAGACGAUAGAUCAUUACAUGGGGGAUGCAUCGUGAAGAAAGGCAUCAAGUACAUAGCCAAUAACUGGCUCCCAGCCCCCGAGAAUGACUCUGCUCAUCUUAUCAGUGAAUAUUUUCGAGACCCGGAUGAAGAAUAAGACAUGAGAGGCGUGUUCAUUUGAUUUUAUUUCCAAUUUAAUGUAUUUUUAAAAUACUAGGCGCUUAUUUCUUAAAUUUCUUAGCAUAAUACCUUAAUUGAUUCUCGCC